AAGCACUUGCCGAAAUGGUGAUUUUCCCAUUCCUGUGCUGGUACUCACAGAUGUUGACGCACCCAGUUGAGAUCUCUAACAGUCUAUUGAGUGUUGGGAUUUCCAGAUAUCCUGUGGAGAGCACACAAAAAGGACAAGCCUCCCACCCCCAGUCUCAUAACACACCGUUACAAGAGAGCCUGCAGGGAGAAAAACUCAUCACUUAGAUUAAUUUGUUGACAUCUACAGACGGACAGACAGACAGACAGGAUGAUUGUGGGAAAACUCCUGUUCACUGUAAGAGCCACACUGAUGCUGCUCUUGUUAGAUCAGAGCCGAGGUCUGGAAUGCCAGCAAAUAACAGUGGACCCCCCUGAAGAUGUGAUGAUAUUUGACCCAGGUCAACUUGGAUUUCUCCAAAUUCACUGGAAACCUCCACUCAGCUUGCUUCAUGCCACAGAAAGCCACAAGCGAUUUCAACUGGAAUACUUCAACACUUUCCAGGACAGUUGGACUGCCAUCAGGACCACUAAGACAACAUACAGUGCCCUGUUUGAUCUGACGAAAGAGGUCAGGGUCAGAGUGUACACCUUACUGAAAGGACCCUGCACGAAUGGCUUAGAGGUCAUGAGCUCACGCUACACUGAAGUUGUUAAGACCCCCGUCUCUUCUGGUGUUGAGGGCACAAUGGUCCAAAAUUUCACCUGCAUUUUCCACAAGAUGGAGUACAUUGAGUGCAACUGGGAGAAAGGCCCAGUACAGCCAGUCAACUCACAACAGAGUCUCUAUUACUGGCACAUGGAACUGGGACAAGUUGAGGAAUGCCCAGAAUAUAUUGUCUCUAAUGGAGUCAGGCAUGGUUGUAAUUUUACAUGGAAAUCUCUCCCUGAUUUCACUGAUAUAAACUUCUGCGUGAAUGGCUCUUCUCCUGAGGGACCACUGCUGCCAGCUUACCUCUACCUCCAGAUUCAGAACUAUGUUAAGCCUGCAUCCACAAAGAAGUUGUAUCUGCAGACAGAUGCAGACAAGCAGCUAAAGUUGCACUGGGAAGACCCAGAUGGGAGGGUUCCCAGACACUGCCUGCAGUGGGAGGUGGAACACAGCCAAGAGAGAACUAAUGGAAGCCAUUUGGUGGAGAAGAGUUUAACCAGGGAGAUGAUGCUGACUAAGUUCCCCAUGUAUGGAACGAAGAGGAACUGCUUCAGGGUCCGGUGCCAGAUGCAUAAGUAUUGUGCUACUGACAGCUUCUGGAGUGACUGGAGCCAAUGGACCUGUCACAUAAACAAGAAGAAAAAUGGUGACGGAAAGAAGUGGAAUGCCGUCAAGGUCAUGCCCAAGGAUGGAAAGAAGUCUUAAAAUGUGUUUGCCAGUAAAUCAAGUGCUACAGCGGCAGAGCACGAAAAAGCCUGAUGAAAUGUUCAUCUUCAAGACACCUGAUAAUCUAGAGGCCUCAGUUCAGUUCAAAGGACCACCGCCGAAUGAUGCACAAGGCCUCGGUCCUCUCUUAUAUUGCAUGCUCUGGUGCAGUCUCAAAGUGUCAAAUGAUGUGUUUGGCAAUAGUCCGUGUAUUUAGAUUAUGGACACUAUGUGAGUUUAUAUAACCUUUUGCAGGAGCGGCUGUUACUAACAAUAUUUAAUGUUAAACGGCUGGGAGGACUACAAAUAUCAGUUGAGCUGUCAAAAUACAUAUACACGCGCGCGCGCAUGCAUGCACACUAGCACACAUGCACACGGGGCAUUACAAGGAUUAUAGACGGUACACCUUCCAGACUAUAUCGUUAACAUUUUCCCUGCUAUAGCUUGUACGUGAUGAUAAAUGUGUUCGCUAAAGUUGGCCGGUGUGUGGAAAUGUUACACUGUGGCAGCCCGGUAUCACAGCAGUUCGUAAAAUCAUCACGACAAUCUAUUGAUUCGUGUACACGGACACAAAUUUUGUUUUUGUUUUUUCGUGACACUCAGCAUGACUUUCAAACUCUCUGAGGAUCAUGGGUAGGCUAACGUAGCCUUCCACUAUUGAAACCGACCGAAACAAGCUUGAUUUCUCAGAAUCGAAGGGGAAAUAAUGAAAACGGAUGGGCGUAACAUUAGCCUGUCAUAUUGCUGAGGUAUCAAGGACACGUUGGUGUUUUUGUGUUGAGAAAUGUUAAAGAUGUCUUUAAAAUCCACAGAUCUAUCCUCUCCGGCCCUAACCCUAACCUACAUAUACGGCUUCUGUGCUCCGGAAUCCCGAUUGACAGAAAAAGGGGAAAGAAAAAAAAAAGUGGUGCAGACACGAAACAGCCAUCGAUUAAUCAUUCGUGACUAUGACACGAAAAGACAUGAUACCGGGUUGAUUGUAGACCAUCACGCCGUUAUUAAGGACUUUACUUUCUGUUGCAUGUUUACUUUUUGCCACAACUCUUGCCAGUUAUUGUAGUAGACAAUGUAGGAGAAUUUGAUGUAGCACUUCGUAUAACACAUUUUGUAUUCAUCGUUCGGAGAUUUGUGUUGAAGAAUGAUUAUAUUUAAGGGGUCUUCACAUUUUGUGCCAUUAUAGUCACUAAACGGACCCAUUUUUGAUGGCAUAACUGCUCAAUGUAGUCAUAAUAUUUCCUAUGAUAGAACUGUAAUGCACAGUUGCAAAAUAUGUGUCAGGUAUUGUGAUGCCACAGCUCUUGCUGGUUGACUAAGGUGUAUUUUUGCAUUGCUCUGUCUGUACAGCUGAACAAAGCUGCAAAACAUCGCUGCUGUAUUCAUCAAAGUAAAAA
Messenger RNA from Lampris incognitus (smalleye Pacific opah), 2726 nucleotides. RefSeq names its product interleukin 13 receptor, alpha 2 (gene il13ra2). The record is from RefSeq and is a predicted model, not a curated record. Gene Ontology annotation, molecular function: protein binding. The transcript has 10 exons. Bases 250 to 1335 code for a protein of 361 amino acids. Lineage: Eukaryota; Metazoa; Chordata; Actinopteri; Lampriformes; Lampridae.